Mesorhabditis belari is the source of this 1020-nucleotide messenger RNA. The record is from the annotation of a GenBank genome assembly. NCBI's taxonomy places the organism in Eukaryota, Metazoa, Nematoda, Chromadorea, Rhabditida, Rhabditidae.
AUGGCGAAAUGGGGUGAAGGCGAUCCUCGAUGGAUUGUUGAAGAGCGCGCUGAUGCCACCAACGUCAACAAUUGGCACUGGACUGAGAAAAACGCAACUCCCUGGUCAAAACAACGUCUACGAGAGCUUUUGGAGAAACAGGAGAUUGCUGAUGGGUCAAUUGUCAUUUCAUUUGGUGAAAUCAAGAAGCUGGAGGGAGAAGCAACCGCAAACAACCGAAAAUCCAAGCUGAUCUUUCUCUACGAGUGGGAAGUUGAGCUGAACUGGACCGCCCGACUUGCUGGCAGCGAGCUCGAGUACAAGGGACACAUCGAGAUACCAAAUCUUUCCGACGAGAAUGAUGCCAGUGAAGUGGAUGUGAAUUUCUACGUUGAAACCAAAGGUCCUGCUGAAGCUCAAAUACGUCACAUAUUCAACCGGCUGGGCGUUGAACGUGUACGGGAGUUAGUUGGCAUGUACAUCAAGGAACUAAAAGAGGAGUUCAGCAAAGGUAUAAUCUUGCCAACCGACAAAGUCAAGCCACAAGUGGUCGUCAAGGAGAGAACCGUUGAUAAGAAUGCUUUUCAGAAUGCGGUGAUCUCAACCAGUAGUAAGCCUUCUGUAUCAACAGAUGGGCCUGUGCAGACAGAACGAGUGGCUACAACGGAAACCUUUCGCGUGCCGCCAUCUAGGCUUUUUGAAUGUCUCUCUGACCAACAGUUAGUCAAAGCUUGGGCAAACCCAACCAAAUGGGACUUCAAAAAUGAUGGAGAUUUUGCAUGCUUUGGUGGCAACGUUACUGGAACUUUCUUGGAAAUCGUUCCUGAUCGAUUAAUAACAAUGAAGUGGCGACUAAAAUCUUUCCCGGAAGGUCACCAUGCUAUUGUCAAAUUCAACCUCAAGGAUUUGGCUGAUUCAACGGAGCUUGAAAUUGAUGCUUCCUCUGUGCCUGUGUCUCUUCUCGAUCAAACGAAGCAAGGAUUCGAGCGCUACUAUUUGGUGAAUCUCGGAAGAACUUUUGGAUUCUCAAGUCGAAUCUUU